Molecule: messenger RNA, 2208 nt
Organism: Trypanosoma theileri
Lineage: Eukaryota; Euglenozoa; Kinetoplastea; Trypanosomatida; Trypanosomatidae
Exons: 1
Coding region: 1-2208 (735 amino acids)
Cellular component (GO): mitochondrial outer membrane
Source: RefSeq, a predicted model, not a curated record
AUGUCUCACUUCGGCGAUGAAACCAACACGCGUGAUUUCAGCAGGCGAAAAUCAUUCACAAUGAAAGAAAAAUAUAAUUUCUCAUUUUUUUCUUUUUUAUCAUCACCGUAUUCCGCUGCGUAUAAUGACUCAACAUUCUCUUCAACAUUCGCAUCUGCACUACUGGAACAUGCACGUAAAGUAUUUCUACGACUCGUGCAUUCCCCCGCCGUGAUGCAAUUAAUGCUUAACCAUCGAAGUAUUGCAACUGAAAUGGAAACCAGCGCCUAUCAAUUAAAUCAAUUAGAAGAUAUCAUGUUGUUACUACAAUCUAUUAAAAAUACAAAAGAAGGUACAGGAGUGAUUCCCCAUGUACCACCAUAUAUUUCUAAUAUGCUUACAUUGAUUUCCUCUUCCAGUACAGAUGUAAAUUUUAUCAUGGGAGAUGAAUUACUCUGUUGGCUGCAAUUUCUACUCUGGACACGUUAUCUCGCUAUAUUUUUAAUGCGACGAUUGGCUGCUAUUCAUGAUAAGAUUGCCUCUUAUCUCUUAUACUGGUCUUGGGCAGAGAUUCACUAUACACAGUCUUCCUUUCAUCUGGCUGUUAGUUAUAGAUGGUGGAAGUGGUGGUGGCGUGGUCUCUUUCGUAGAGGAUGGACUGGACAAGAACAAUGUUUACGUUCAAACAUUAUUACUCAUAAAUCUCUUUUGCUUCGAUAUUUACGUGUUGUUGUGCGAAGUCUGGGAGCUUUAUAUGGUUUAGUGGAUCACAUGAAUGCUUAUGUGGCUUCCAUGGCGGAUAUGGCGGCAGAUGUUUACAUGUCGAAUGCCGAUUCGGAGACGGCGGUAUCUCGACCAGCACUGGGAUCUCCCUUAACAGAUCAUCAAUUGGUGGAAGAACGACUCUUACGUAAUAUAAGAGCGGUUGUGGCUUCAUCGGUUUCUCAACUUUCAAACAUUAUUAGAUUACCGACAGUUCCCUUAUCGGAUGUUAGUUUUUCUAAUCCUUGUGGAGAUAUACCAUUUCUCUUUUCACAUGCGGGUGAUUCUCUUUUCUUUGAUGUUGGUCCAAAGCCCGCUGGUGAGAAUGCAACACAUCUUCAAAUGUUUACAACAGCAACCUUAACGGACACUCUUCAACUUCUCACAGAGACGGCAGAGUUGGCUUGUGAGCAUACAACUUCACUGCAAGAGAGUAUUCAGAUAAAUCACAUACCACCCUCUCCCAUACGUUGGCGACGUUUACUUUUUAUUGGCUGUACAAUUCCUGCACUUGUAUGGAUGUACGGUAAAUCUAUGGAAGAAUUACGUCGAACAGCAGCCACAGCACGUGGAGUUUUCCGCGGAAUGUUGGAGAAUUACGUUGUCAUUCCUCUUCGUGAGAUUAGAAGAAGUCUCUUUGGGGGUCGUCCAGGUGUGGUGGAGCGACGACGAACAUUAGAGAUGGAAAUGGCAUCUGUUGCGAAUAUUAUCCGCGAUUAUCAUGAAGAUUAUUAUCCCAACAGCAGCGAAGCGGAACUGCGGGAACUGCGGGAAAAUACAUUUGCACAUCUUCGAACAGGUGUGGUGGCGGAUGAUGCGGGUUUCGCACUUAUUAACAGACAUUAUGAAGCAGCUCUACGCCAUCCAUUUCGUAGUGCUCUCUUUGGAAACUUGUUGCGAUUGAUGCUUAUUCAACUCACCUAUCAACAGUUGGAGGUGAUGCGAGUUGUGAAUGGGACGGAUGAAGUGUUGGAGGGAAAUGAUCUCAACUUUAAGUUUAUGGCGAUGGUGCCACUCUGCGCUCUGCUGGGCGGUGUGAUGCUUAUUGCUCUGCAGAAGCGUCGGGCAAAACUGCGGCCUGUCAAUCGUCAACUCAAACUUUAUUGGCGUGCGGUCCAUCGUGUCGUCACUGUCCCUCUGGAGACGAUGGAGGAAUUACAUCCACUCCCUUCCGCUGCCUUUACGGUUGGAGAUACCGCCGAUGUGCAGUCGAGUGUUUCUAAAAACCCUGACGCUGUACAUACAAUGGAAACACGUGUUGGCACAAAGUUAAAUAGUUACGAUCAGGGUAUGUUGUUGCUACUCACACAUCAUAUGCGAAGACUUGCGAUGGAGUACCACACCGGGUAUCGUCACCUGCGAGAGUUUCUUGAGGAUCUUGAUGAUCUCGAGAGUGUGCAAUGUUCACGGCAGCAGAGACUAUUAACAUUAGACAGAAUGCAGCGAAUUCAUAGAUUCUUGUCGUAA